Gadus macrocephalus (Pacific cod) is the source of this 2382-nucleotide messenger RNA. RefSeq names its product kinesin-like protein KIF25. Gene Ontology annotation, biological process: microtubule-based movement. Lineage: Eukaryota; Metazoa; Chordata; Actinopteri; Gadiformes; Gadidae. The transcript has 14 exons. The record is from RefSeq and is a predicted model, not a curated record. Gene Ontology annotation, molecular function: ATP binding; microtubule binding; microtubule motor activity.
AAAUAGCUCAUGACAAGCCAUUUCAAAUGUUUAACCAUGGAGAAAAGUGUGUCUCUGCACGAGAGUAGUGGACUUUCUGAUCCAGAACUGAUCCAGCGGUUCUCCCCUGAAGACCCCGCCCUGGGUGGGAGCCUAGGCCCACUGAUGACCCUGCCCUGGACGGGGUGAGGCCCACUGAUGACCCCGCUCUGGGACUAGGCCCACUAAGAGAGAUGCUGGAGUUUGGUGGCUGUAUUUUUAUUUAUCUUCCUCAACUACAUUUUAUCUUCUGGUUUCUGCAGAGUUGGUUUGGAUGCCGUGAUUCGCGGCAGUUUAAUAGCGCUGUGGUUCACAUUUUUAAAUGCGUCACAUUGAUAAUAAAGAUGCAAACACACAUUAUAAUCAGGCUUGAAUAACAUUAUUAUUGUAUCAAUAUAGAGAUACUGUAUGAAAUAAUAACAUUCACAAAUCCUGUUUCCUCAACCUGACCACAGACACCACGUUGUGUCUAUUGCACAAGAAGGUAAACCUUGAUACCACAGCGUCCUAAUCCCAUAAGCCUCGCUGACAGAAAACAGUGGUGCCGGAUCGACACAGGAGAAGACCGAGGGAGGCCUUUGAAGUUGUUUCUCUUGUAUUGUUAAAUUCUUUGUCUAAAUGUCACUCUUUAUUAACCAAGACCAAAUCUUUGCACAUCAAGUUCAUCUUUUAGAGCACAAACUAAGGAGUUAAGAGGAGCGUAUUCUGGAGCUGGAGACAGAAAAGGCAAUUCUUCAUUUGAGGCUUGCUGAGUGUCUGGGCAGACUGCGGCGGGGCCAUGAGGGGGAGGCCAAGGCCAAAACACUACUUCAUCACCAGAGGGAAGCCCAGAGCAUCACCCAGUUGACUCUGGGGAAGCUCCUUGCUGAAGUCCAGAAUUUGAAGCAGGUCUUGAGUGAGAUCUUUGCAGUGUAUGCAAAUGGCGUGGCCGAGCUGGAGGGCCAGAGCAAGCAGAUCCUGGAGAAGCUGGACGGGGCCAGGGCAACACUGAACAGUUGCCAUGGAAAUGACCUGCACUGUUUGCAAUCCCACAUGGCGGCUCUGGAGCGCGACCUGGUGGAGGAGAAGGAGAGGUGCAGGGCCGAGAAGCAGAGGAGGAGAGAGAUCCACAACACCCUGGUGGAGCUGAGGGGGAACAUCAGGGUUCACUGUAGGGUGCGUCCUGUGCUUCCAUUGGACCAGGUCCAGUCCUGCUCAUCCCCAUCAGGGGUGAUCUCGUCAGAGGAGGUCAUUCAUGUCAGCGAGGACACCGUGUUGGUGAACUGCAUUCAAAAUGGAAAUCCAGCCAUCAACAAGGUGUUUGAAUUUGUGAGAGUGCAUGGACCGGAGGACUCCCAGAACGUAGUGUUUGAGGAGGUGAAGCCUCUCCUCACAUCCCUGCUGGAUGGGUAUAAUGUGUGUAUAAUGGCGUACGGGCAAACGGGUAGUGGAAAAACCCACACCAUGAUGGGCUCCCAGGGGCCCCCCGGGUCCCCUCAGCCAGGCGCCCCCCAGGGUGUCUCCUCCCCCGGGGACCAGCAGGGCAUCAUCCCCCAAGCUGCUGUGGAGCUCUUCAGGCUGAUCUCAGGGAAGCCGUCCGAGAGCCAUGUGGUGGAGGUGUCCGUGGUGGAGGUCUACAACAACGAGGUGUUUGACCUCCUGUCCCGCGACGGGGAGGGCGGAGCCCCGGGCCAGCGCCGGGACGUCAUCACCACCGCGUCGGGCCCCAGCGAGGUCCCCUCCCUCACUUAUGAGUGUGUGAAGAGCGCCCCCGAGGUCAUGCAGCUGGUCUGGGCAGUGGUAAAGCUGAGGGCUCGCUGCCCCACCCUGGUGCACGCCCACUCCUCCCGCUCCCACCUGGUGGUCACGCUCACCGUCUCCUCCAACAGCCCCCACGCCCUGGCCUUGGCCCGCCGUCUGAAGAGCGCCAAGCAAGAGCUGCAGCGCUGCCCGAGGACCGACUUCUGGAGCCCGCGCUGUCGCCGGGCCAAUGGCGCCCCCCGCCACGCCUCUGCCGACCACUCUGCUGCCACCGCCUCCCCUUCAUCCUCCUUCUCCUUCCCUGGCCACUCCCAAUGCCCCUCCCCCCGGCCGGGCAGAGCCCAGGGCCUCUUUCGGACCAGCCUCCAGCUGGUGGACCUGGCCGGCAGCGAGUGUGUCGGUGAGGAGAUGUCUGUGACGUCGCCCCCUGCUGCUUUCUUAUUGGCCCCACAAAAUACUUUUCAGAGAGAUGUCGCAAACCGAUGUCGCAAAAUCUGUUUGCGUUUUGCAAACCGAAACGCGAACAGAUUUUGGUUGUUGACUACUGUUCUGAUUGGUCCACAGAAGUUAUCAGCGACAUCACCUUUAUGAACUUUUUGUGUGUGUGUGUGUGUGUGUGUGUUU